Astyanax mexicanus (Mexican tetra) is the source of this 4703-nucleotide messenger RNA. RefSeq names its product B-box and SPRY domain containing (gene bspry). The transcript has 6 exons. Lineage: Eukaryota; Metazoa; Chordata; Actinopteri; Characiformes; Acestrorhamphidae. Gene Ontology annotation, molecular function: zinc ion binding; protein binding. The record is from RefSeq and is a predicted model, not a curated record. The coding region runs from base 639 to 2054 and encodes 471 amino acids.
AGUUAAAGUCAACUAUCCAGUUUAGUUGGCUGUCCUGUGAAACUAGAGAGCACUUCCUCUCUCUCUCUCUCUCUCUAUCUCUCUCUCUUACUCUUUCUCUCUUUUUUCUUUCUCUGCAUCCCUCUUACUCGUUUUUUCUCUCUAUCCUUAUCGCUCUUUUUCUCUCACUUACUCUCUCUCUAUAUCUUACUUUUUCCCCUCCCUUAGUCUCAAUAUAUCUUUCUUACUUUCACUGUCUCUUGCUCUCUCUCCCUCUCUCCCUCUCCCUAUCUCUCUUUCUUUCUCGCUCUCUCACACUCUCUCUCUCUCUUUCUCUCGCUCGUAAGUUCUCUCUCUCUCUCGCUCAUUCGUUCUCUCUCUCUCUCUCUCUCUCUCUCUCUCUCUCUCUCUCUCUCUCUCUCUCUCUCUCUCUUGGAAAAACUGGAUCCUCCACCUGGAGCUGGAACUUCCGUGUUGUACACCUGUGACAGGUAGGCCAGGUAGGCCUGGGUGGCAGAACUGGAUGCACCUGCUGCGCAGCUAAAAGAACAGCUGAGAAAGGGUAAUAGCUAUAACUAUCUAAGCUUUGUAAAGUAGAGUUUAACGCUGUAGCUGCUGUUUUUAACACAGCUGAAGACUCCCACCUCUCUCCAGCAGUCAUGAGUGCUGAUUACGGACUUUGUGACUUGGCCGUGGUGUCGCUGCGGGACACCGAGCAGGAGGAGGAGGACCCCGGACUCCGGGGGUCUCAGAAGGAGCACAAUAACAACAGCAGGAGCAGGAGCUCGGUGGAGGGGUCUCCUCUCUCUGACACUCUGUCUGAAGACCCCUGGAUAAACGUAAUUCCGUCCCUUUACUCAAACGGCUCGGUGGCGGGGGCGAGCCCCGCGGCGGACUCCGGCUCCCCGGCUGAAGUGAAGCUCUGCCCCGCACACCAGUCGGAGCUGGACCGGUACUGUAACACCGAGCAGAGGCCGGUCUGCUCGCUGUGUGAAACUCUGGGCUCCUGCCAGGGUCACACAGUCACACAGCUGACCGAACGAGCUACGACCGUCAGGAACAAGUUGGUGGACAUCUGUGAGAAGAUGCAGCUGCAAGCGCUGCGGAUCGAACGAUUCAUACAGCACACGCUGACUGCAAAGGAAAAAGCCGUACAGGCGGAGGCGAGCAGUGCUCGAGAGCGGGUGGUGGCUCAGGUGAAUGCAGUGCGGGAGGCUCUGGAGGAGGAGGAGCAGCGUCUGCUGGAGGCCGUGCACAGGGAGGAAGAGCGUGUGGAACAGUGUCUCCUCACCCAGCGAGCACACUGGAGCCAGGCACUGAACACACUCUCCAAUGCACGCACCAGCCUGGUGCACACACUCACACACUCCACCGAUACCAUGCUUGUGAAUUCCAAUCAGGAAAUAUCAGACAGGAUUGAGGAGGCUGAAGGUGUGGGGGAGCCCAAAGACACAGAGCAGUUGAAUUUGAACAGGGACUGCAGUGACAGCAAACUCAUGUUGGGGCUGUGGGCUAGUGCUCUCCUGCUGGGACCAUCUGGUCGUGCUCCAGCUCACCUGCACUUCGACCAGCGCAGCGUCAGCCCUCUCCUCUCACUGUCACCUGAUGGCCGUACGCUCACCUUCCUCCCCAAGCGUCAGCGCCAGUCACCCCCAUACGACCCGGAGCGAUUCGACAGCUGGCCCAACGCUGUCUGCUCAAACCCCAUCACCUCAGGACAGCACAGCUGGGCCCUGGAUGUGGGCACCAGUGGUGCCUUCAAAGUGGGUGUCUGCUAUGCCAGCAUGCAGCGCAAGGGCACAGGCAACGAUGCCCGCUUGGGCUACAACGCCAAGUCCUGGGUCCUUUCACACUAUGAUGGAGACUUCUCCUUCUGCCAUAAUGGGAGGAACAUUUCUGUAGCAGUGGUGAAGAGACCCUCCAAAGUGGCAAUGCUGCUGGACUGGAGCAUGCAGACUCUGCUCUUUUAUGAUCCUGACACUAUGUCCAUUCUGCACACCGUCAGACAGGCUUUUACAGAACCGGUGCUGCCCACUUGUGCUGUGGCUGAUCAAAGUGUCACAAUAGUGCACUGACUGUUGCUGCUUAGCUGAAUGAAGAUAUUUAAAAUAUGAGACUCAAAUACGGUAUAUAUGUAGCUGAACAGUAAUUCACUAUAUGGGAUGAGUUGAGGAGUUGGGAUCUGAUGGAGGGUGGUAAUCAUCCAACAUUCUGGCCGCACUAAUUUUUGCUUAAUGUCGCUUAAUGCUAUCAAAUCCACACAGCAAUGAUCCAAAAUCUUGUAGAAAAUCUGUGGUUCGAAUCCUGUUCACGUAGCUUGCCAUCAGCUACCGGAGCCCUGAGAGAGCACAAUUGGCCUUGCUCUCUCUGGGUGGAAAGAUGGAGCUCUCUCCCCACAUCACUCCAAAAGGGUGAUGUCCACAGUCGCUGCGCUUUCCUCCAAGCGUGCAGAGGCAGUGGCUGACUUCACAUGUGUCGGAGGAGGCAAAUGCCAGUCUUCACCCUCCUGGUGUUGGGGCAUCGCUAGUAAUAGGGGGAGUUCUAAUGAGUGGGUUGGGUAAAUUGGUGAGAAAAAAAUAAAUAAUAUUAUGGGAAAAAAAGAAAGCCUUCCCUAUACAGUAGACAUAGUUACACCAACAACAGCAGAACAAACUCUUUUUAAUACCCCGAUUAAAUACCCCAAAGGUCUUUAACCCUUUCUGCUCCCUGUGUGCUUCAGAGAUGGCCACCGACGAAAACGUUCUUUAAUUGAUAAGGCUUUUAUGAAGGUCAAAUUACUCCACCACUCGAGAAUCUGGUAAAUGUUCCUAAAUGUCUUUUACAGGUCUUUUUGGGGUUUUGGUUUGCCUUCCUACCAAUUAUACCAUCAGUUCUUUCUGAACAUUUUUUUGUCCUUAUUGGUGAUAGCUUGACCCCACCAUUCUAAGUAAAUGCCAUAUCUUAAUUACAUUACGAAUUGAAGAAACAACUAUGUAAAAACACUUUGCUAUCUUGUUUAUAGCCUCUUUAAUGUAUGAGCGUUCUUUGAGGAACUCAUGGCUGCUGAUUGUUGGUACAGUCAAACAUUAUGUAUUCCUUUGUGAUUACAUCAUCUGGCCUUUCCUUAUGAGGACUGUGAACAAGUCAUAGACUUUACAAGCUUAUUUGCUAAUCUGAGACAUCUAUAAAUGUUACUCAAAUAUUUUGGGGUGCCAUAACUUUUGUAUAAACUGUACAAAACAAAAAUAAUAGACUAGCCUUGCCAAAAAAAUAUUUAGCAAUCGACUGAAGCAGGACUUGCCAGUACAAAUUGAUAACUUUACAUCUGAACAUAAUUUUUGUAACUCAGCUGUAAAUCCAUAAUUGCUGGUAUUUGCUUAUUUAGGAGUGUUUUAUCCUCCUCAGUAGCACCAUUGUUGUGAAGUAUCGUAGAGAAUACCAGUAUUCUGAUAUCAUCAUUGUCAUGGGCAACAUGUCGAGAUAAUAUUAUAUUGUGAGAUGCCCUGUCAUUCCCACCCCUAGUAAUAAAGCAUUUGUUCAAAAACAUUAAAAAAUACAACCUCUGAGGAUCCACUGCUCUCUGAUAAAGAAGAACUAACUGCUAGUGCAGCCAGUCUUGCUUGUACAGUAGUUUUAGUAGUAAUUUUAUUUGUGUUUUUGAUGCCUUGAGUUUCUUUAUAUUUCAAGUGGAAUAUUUUUUACUUCAAAAAUAUUUAUUUCCAAGGAUCAUCUGUAUGGUUGCAGAUUGUUCAGAGUGAACCGCUCUUAUUCACAACAUUGACAUUGUUGAGUUAUGAAGGAGUCAAACCUGGAGUAGCAAUAUGUACUAAAGUGCUAAAACGAUUGGUGCUUGAUACAAUUAAAUAUUUACCAGGAAGAUCAGACUUAUACUGUACAGGGUAGCUCCUGGGCAUAUUUUGAAAUGGAAGGUUAUCUGAAUAGGCUACUUUAUUCUAGCAUAGUGAAAUACUAGUGAGUGAUUAUCUGUGUUACUGUUGUCUUUUUGUUAGCUCCAACCAGUCUAGCCUUUAUAAAUUGAUCUCUCUCAUCAAUAAUGCAUCUGUCCAUGCAUAUGUUUUUUCUUUAUUCCACCAUUCACCGAUCAGCAGUUCUUUUUUUAUUCUGAUGGUCGAUGUGACCAUUACCCAAAGCUGCUGUUCCAUUUCUGUAUAUUUGCAUGCACUGCACUGCUGCCAAAUGAAUGGCUAGUUUUUUUGUAGAUUUUGUGUUUUAGAUUUUAUUAUGUAGUUGUUCUGCUUGAAAUUAUUUCUAUGCAAAGAUUUAAACACAAGAUCUACCAUUGUAUAUUUAUUACCGUAUUCAAAGAAAUGCAUGUGUAUAAAGAUUGUUUUCUGAUUUUCAUAUUUUCUGUGUUGUGCAGAAUGGUUUCAGUGGUAUUCUGAUAAAUUUAAUUGAAGGUAAUACCUGAAAACUAUUCUGUAUUUUUGUAUUAUUUUACAUUAUAAUAAUUGUAUAUAUUUAUGACAGAAGUUCAUAUUCUUUUUCUUAUUCUUUCCUAAAUUAAAGCAAAUAAUAAAACAUUUAAAGCCACUUUUCAGGCUCUUGCAUUGUGGGUUCCACCCAGAUAACAGUCACAUCCCCACCUCCCCCUAGAGCUUUACUGGUAUAUUGUAUUUACUGUAGUGUGAUGGGUGUGGAGUAUAUUGCACAUGCCUAGGAUUACCUCUGAUGAGUUUCGACAUGCUCACAUUAAUUAUGAGGAUAAAAAAAUGGAAAUGCUGGAU